ACACACACACACAGGACCUGCCCUGUGCUUCCCCGGGGCCACUGGGAUUCUCCCAAGCUCCCUGGGGGCUCUGAUUCCCGCAACCUGAGCCCAACUGAGAGCAGCCUCCAGAUGAGAUGAUAAAGCCUGGACUGCAUAGAAGCCGAGUGGACUCUGAACACUGUAAAACAAUGCGGAGAGCAAAGGAAAGAAAACAAAAACCCAAAGGGACUCCCCCAUCUGUGGUUCCUGCUCUCCAGAAGUUCCUGAAGACAUACCAGAAGCACUGCAUGCAGUCUCAGACGUCCCUGUGUCCCGCCAUCCAAAGGGACCUGAAAAACAGCAUCGACAGAGAGCAGAUCCUCAGGAAGUUUAUGCUUGUAAGAGCUGGCGACUCCACAGCAAGCCACCUGCCUGUUUCCUUAGAGCCUUUGCUCAUGACCAUUCAAGAUGAGAGCUACACUCUGGGGAAGGAGGUCUGCAUCUGGGGCCUUCAGCUGACCAACCCUGAGAUCGCCAGGCUCGCUUUGUUUCUGGAGUCGAAGGGGCAGACCAUUUGCCCAAUUACCACCUUGGAGAUCAUUAAUUGCAAAAUGGAUCUGUGGUCUCUGGGGCGACUCGGGAAAGCUUUGCAGUUCAGCAGUUUACAUUUCCUGGUCCUCGAUUACUGCAAGUUUGGAAAUGAAGAACUCGAGAGUAUCUUCUCAGGGCUGGAGAACAACCAAAGGCUCCAAGGCCUCAGUCUGCGCUACUGUGGCCUGGGACCUCCGAGUGGGCCGAAGCUGGGCUCUGUCAUCAGCCAGAGUGCCAUUUGCGAGCUGCACCUGGAUGGAAAUCAUUUGCAGUGUUCUGGGACUCUGGCCCUCCUCAGACCCAUAGCAGAAUAUGCAGAGAUGGAGGGGAAGGACCAGUCCACCUUAGCAUCACCACACACUGGGAAUCCCCCUCUGCUUCCCCAAGUGUGCCUGGGAGGAAGCUCAGCUUUGAGCCAGAUUGUGAAAUCUUCCGAAGCUGCAACAGUGAAAAGGACCUCACAGAGGGAAAGGGGGAAAAGAGGAAUCGGGAAAAAAGUUAAACGUUUGAUGGAAGCCGGCCCUUGGGUAGUGACGCUGCAUUUGGCAGAUAACAGCAUAGAUAGGACAGGAAAAGAGGGAGAGCAAUUGCUGGACCUCACUCGAACUUUAACAUGCCUGAUCAAAUACUCUACUCACUUAAGGGAAAUUGACCUUGGAAACAAUGUCCUGGGAGAAAUGGCUGCAGUUGACAUCCUGGAAGCGCUGAGAGCCAGGAAGACAGGUAAACUACCACCCUUAAAAAUUACGGUCACUCCCAGGAUCUCUUCAGACACCUUCACAUCUAUUUGGAAACAUAGCAAGAAAUCUAAUAGGACCAGUAAAAGAAAGAAAAAGGUGAAAAACUGAAUACAGAUGCCAUAUUUCCAAAUGGAUGAUGUCACCUAUCUCCAUGGCCAGAGAGACGUAUCUAGAAAGACACUGCUCAGUGUGUGCAAACAUUUUUCGUUGCCAUCUGGGUUCUAAAAUUCAGUAAGACCACAUAGCAAUGCCUAUCCUGUCACACAAAUCAGCUUCUUUUUUCUCUUUUAGUUUUUCCAGGCAGGGUUUCCCUAUGUAGCCCUGGCUAUCCUGGAACUCUGUAAACCAGCCUGGCCUCAAACUCACAACAAUCCACCUGCCUCUUCCUCCUGAGUGCUGGGAUUAAAGAUGUGCGCCACCACCGCCUGGCGCACAUCAGUUUCUAAAUUAUAGAUUUCAUUCUGUCCCUGCUGCCACUAAAUCACCAGGAGGAGGCCAAGGUUUCACCGGUAGCAUCAUGACUAAGGAAGUCAUUGCUGCUGGAUACCCCCUUAUCUGAAAUGGCCUAGGAUGAGGAAAAAGCUACCAUGCCCAACUUUCUCAGUGACACCCAACUGUGAUAAGUCUGUCCGUGUCAAGAUGGUGGAGCCCCCUGUGCUGGGCACCCACUUGGCUGAAGGUUGAUAACACCAAGAAGCAGAUGAGGAGUAGGCAUCUGCAAAACUGAUGAUGGGAAAAUGCAAAAAGUGUUGGUUGUGAAAGUGUAGUAGGCUAAGGACUGGUGAAACAGGCCUAAACUCAUAGACCCUAAGGCUUUUCGACCUAGUGUGGUGGUACAGGCCUGUGAUCCCAGCAAUUGGGAGAUGUAGUGAGUUUAAAGCCAGCCCCAGCUAUACAGGGAGUUCAAGGCCAUCCUGGGCUACAUGAGACCCUGUCUCAACAACAACAAUAAAUAAAUAAAAUAAAAAUAAUACUUUUUUUAAAACAAGAAAGAAAGCUGAGCCUCUUUGGUCUUAGCAGCAGAAGUAAGAUGGAUGACAAGAGAAUGUUUUGGUUAAAAAAAAAAAACAAGCUGGACAUGGCAACGCAUUUCUGUAAUCCCAACACUGGAGAGGCAGGAGGAUUGCUGCAAGUCCAAAGCCAGCCUCGCCUAUGAGGCUGCACACCAAGCCUCCACAGGAAGAACACAGAAUUAAGCUUGGCCCAGGAAGCCCGUGCUGGGGUCACCUGGUGCCGGUGGAGGAGACUGCAGCACAGGAAGCCUUCCCAGGACUCACUGAGUCACAUUUCCUGACCUCUGCAUCAUCAGGUUCAGAACUGUAGCGCUGCUACAGAAUGGACAGAGAAAAACCAGGAGCUGUUCUUGCCCCCAGUGUGGCCCAAUAGUAAAUAAACCCAUCUUCCCUUA
Messenger RNA from Mesocricetus auratus (golden hamster), 2700 nucleotides. RefSeq lists its product as uncharacterized. NCBI's taxonomy places the organism in Eukaryota, Metazoa, Chordata, Mammalia, Rodentia, Cricetidae. The record is from RefSeq and is a predicted model, not a curated record. The coding region runs from base 117 to 1400 and encodes 427 amino acids. The transcript is spliced from 11 exons.